Molecule: messenger RNA, 399 nt
Organism: Vicia faba (fava bean)
Lineage: Eukaryota; Viridiplantae; Streptophyta; Magnoliopsida; Fabales; Fabaceae
Source: the annotation of a GenBank genome assembly
AUGGUUGUUAGCAAGCAAUCUCAGAAACACUUGCCAGGUUUAAACCAAAAUUGUGCACGAGAGAAAGGGUUGGCUGUCACAAGUGAUCAUAAUCUCAGAGCUACUAAAAGUUCUAAUAACGCCAAUCCAGUAGAUUCAACACAUCAGAUGCAGUUUGUGCUACAAGGCCAACACCAACAAGGUCAACACCCCGGAUCAACUGGGAAUCUAGUGCAUGGUCCUGCAUUCAUAUUUUCACCGGCCCAUUAUCAAGCAUCGGUUGCAGGAGCUUCUAAUCAGGUGGGAGGUGCGAAUUCUCCUAACAAUGCUUCCUCAUCUAAUAGGUCCCGGCAUUCAAUUGCCGAAUCUCUCUGUACAUCCUCAACUUUGCCAGCAGCUGCUUCUGCAAUGAGCCUCUAG